Molecule: messenger RNA, 3930 nt
Organism: Myotis lucifugus (little brown bat)
Lineage: Eukaryota; Metazoa; Chordata; Mammalia; Chiroptera; Vespertilionidae
Gene: PLIN4
Product: perilipin 4
Cellular component (GO): plasma membrane
Source: RefSeq, a predicted model, not a curated record
GCUGAAAGCAGAGCCAGCUGCCAGCUGCGCCGCCAGUCACUCCAAAAGACCCUCUCGCAGUCCAGCUGCUUAGAGUAUUAACAUGUCUGCUCAAGAGGAAGGAGGCCGGAAGCCCCACAAACCCAAGGGCAAGACCCUGAGCAACUUCUUGGGGUUCCUGCCUGGCUUCAGUUCUGCCCGGAACCUGGUGGCCAACGCUCACAGCUCAGCAGGAGAGGCCCAGCCAGUAGCUGAUUCCACAGGUACUCCUACCCCCGAGGCCGCCCAUCCCCAGGCCCAGGCUACCGACCCGAAGCAGAUGGCCAGGGAGGUGGAAAAGCUGCCGUCGCCUUCGGACAAGAUGAUCUCUGGGGUGAAGGACCAGGUGUGCUCCACGAUGACCAAAACGAAAGACGCCAUCUCCUCCGGAGUGGCCAACGUGACAGACUCAGCUAAAGGUGUGCUUCAGGGAGCUCUUGGCAUGUGCCAACCUGAGCACACAGGAACCAAGGAGGCUGUGGCCAGUGGGGUCGCAGGGACAGUGGAUAUAGCCAAAGGGACCUUUCAGACUGGUGUGGAUACCACCAAGAUGGUGUUGACUGACACCAAGAACACCAUCUGCAGUGGAGUGACUGGUGCUGUGAAUAUGGCGACAGGGGCUGUACAGGGGGGCCUGGACACCACCAAGACAGUCCUGACUGGCACCAAAGACACAGUGUCCGCUGGCCUCACCGGGGCAGUGGGUGUGGCUAAGGGUGUCGUCCAAACUGGUGUGGACACCUCCAAGACGAUCCUGACUGGCACCAAAGACACAGUGUCCGCUGGCCUAACCGGAGCAAUGGGAAUGGCCAAGGGUGCUGUUCAGACAGGUGUGGACACCUCUAAGACCAUCCUGACUGGCACCAAAGACACAGUGUCCACUGGCCUCACUGGGGCAAUAGGAAUGGCCAAGGGUGCUGUCCAGACUGGUGUGGACACCACCAAGACAGUCCUCACUGGCACCAAAGACACAGUGUCCACUGGCCUCACAGGGGCAAUGGAUGUAGCCAAGGGUGCCGUCCAAACUGGCAUGGACACCUCCAAGACCAUCCUAACUGGCACCAAAAACACAGUGUCCACCGGACUCUCUGGAGCAAUGGGUGUAGCCAAAGGUGCCGUGCAAACUGGCAUGGACACUACCAAGACGGUUCUCACUGGCACCAAAGACACUGUGUCCACUGGACUCACCGGUGCAGUAGGUGUGGCCAAGAGUGCCGUCCAGACUGGUGUGGACACCUCCAAGACCAUCUUGACUGGCACCAAAGACACAGUGUCCGCUGGCCUCACCGGGGCAAUGGGUAUGACCAAGGGUGCUGUCCAGACCGGUGUGGAUACCACCAAGACAGUCCUCACUGGCACCAAAGACACAGUGUCCACUGGCCUCACGGGGGCCAUGGACGUAGCCAAGGGUGCCGUCCAAACUGGCAUGGACACCACCAAGACAGUCCUGACUGGCACCAAAAACACAGUGUCUGCUGGCCUAACCGGAGCAAUGGGAAUGGCCAAGGGUGCUGUUCAGACGGGAGUGGACACCUCUAAGACCAUCCUGACUGGCACCAAAGACACAGUGUCCACCGGACUCACUGGAGCAAUAGGAAUGGCCAAGGGUGCCGUCCAAACUGGCAUGGACACCACCAAGACAGUCCUGACUGGCACCAAAAACACAGUGUCCACUGGCCUCACGGGGGCAAUGGAUGUAGCCAAGGGUGCCGUCCAAACUGGCAUGGACACCUCCAAGACUAUCCUAACUGGCACCAAAAACACAGUGUCCACCGGACUUUCUGGAGCAAUGGGUAUGGCCAAGGGUGCUGUUCAGACGGGUGUGGACACCUCUAAGACCAUCCUGACUGGCACCAAAGACACAGUGUCCACCGGACUCACUGGAGCAAUAGGAAUGGCCAAGGGUGCCGUCCAAACUGGCAUGGACACCACCAAGACAGUCCUGACUGGCACCAAAAACACAGUGUCCACUGGCCUCACGGGGGCAAUGGAUGUAGCCAAGGGUGCCGUCCAAACUGGCAUGGACACCUCCAAGACUAUCCUAACUGGCACCAAAAACACAGUGUCCACCGGACUUUCUGGAGCAAUGGGUGUGGCCAAGGGUGCUGUUCAGACGGGUGUGGACACCUCAAAGACCAUCCUGACUGGCACCAAAGACACAGUGUCCACCGGACUCACUGGAGCAAUAGGAAUGGCCAAGGGUGCCGUCCAAACUGGCAUGGACACCUCCAAGACAGUCCUGACUGGCACCAAAAACACAGUGUCCACGGGCCUCACGGGGGCAAUGGAUGUAGCCAAGGGUGCCGUCCAAACUGGCAUGGACACCUCCAAGACUAUCCUAACUGGCACCAAAAACACAGUGUCCACCGGACUUUCUGGAGCAAUGGGUGUGGCCAAGGGUGCUGUUCAGACGGGUGUGGACACCUCUAAGACCAUCCUGACUGGCACCAAAGACACAGUGUCCGCUGGCCUAACCGGAGCAAUGGGAAUGGCCAAGGGUGCUGUUCAGACAGGUGUGGACACCUCUAAGACCAUCCUGACUGGCACCAAAGACACAGUGUCCGCUGGCCUCACGGCAGUGGGUGUGGCCAAAGGUGCCGUCCAAACUGGCGUGGACACCACCAAGACAGUCCUGACUGGCACCAAAGACACAGUGUCCGCUGGCCUCACCGGGGCAGUGGGUGUGGCUAAGGGUGCCGUCCAAACUGGCAUGGACACCUCCAAGACAGUCCUGACUGGCACCAAAGACACAGUGUCCGCUGGCCUAACCGGAGCAAUGGGAAUAGCCAAGGGUGCUGUUCAGACAGGUGUGGACACCUCUAAGACCAUCCUUACUGGAACCAAAAACACAGUGUCCACUGGCCUCACUGGGGCAGCGGAUGUGGUCAAAAAUGCUGUACAGACUGGUGUGGACACCUCCAAGACCAUCCUGACUGGCACCAAAGACACAGUGUCCACUGGCCUCACCGGGGCAAUGGGUGUAGCUAAGGGUGCCGCCCAAACUGGCAUAAAUACUUCGAAGACUGUUCUUAAGGGAACCAAAGACACGGUGUCCACUGGACUCACUGGGGCAAUGGGUUUGACCAAGGGCGCUGUCCAGAUUGGUCUGGGCACUAUACAGAAUUGGUUACCUGGUGCUGGGGAAAGCUCCUAUGGUGGACUCACCAAUGACCAGGAGACAGACAAAUUUGGGCAACAAACUGUGCUGAACCCCCUGGAGGCUUCAUCCUGCAUGGUCUCCAGCCUCCCAGACACUCUCUGUGCAAGCCAUGUCCUUGCCACAGAACCUAUUGCAAGUACCCAGAGCCUUGGUUCCACUGUGGCAGCAUUCACACAAGGAACCUCACUGGGCACAGAGGAUGCGGGGUGCACGGCCACCAUGCACAGCCAUGAAGGUGUCACGGGCUUCAUGACACUCCCAGAGGAACUGCGGGAGAUCUUCCAACCCAUGAACGCUGAGGAGCAAGCUCAGUUGGUGGCUUCUGAGCCUGGGCCCAGGGUACCCGCAGCAGACCAGAGCAGUUACUUCGUGCGUCUCGGUGACCUGGCCCACGGCUUUCGCCAGCGGGCUUUCGAGCAUACCCUGAGCCAUUUGCAGCAUGGCCAGUUCCAGGCUAGGGCCACACUGGCCCAGCUUGAGGACUCCAUCAGGCUGGUAAGAGUGUUCCCCUCUCCAGGGUGCCUUUCUCAGAAUAUCUCCCCAUGGUUCCCCCUACCACAGGCAGUGACCCGACAUCUGUCAGCCACUAAGAUGGCCACAGAUUGUUCUCAUGGCGCUUGUGUCCCAGAGAGGGAGAUGUACAACCAAACCAAAUGCAGUAGCCCCCCAUAUCUUUGGGAGAGACAUUCCAAGACUCCCGGUGAAUGCCUGAAACCAUGGAUAGACUGAACCCUAAAUAUACUGUUUUUUCC